This is a messenger RNA of Cannabis sativa, 3298 nucleotides long. RefSeq names its product probable methyltransferase PMT2. Gene Ontology annotation, cellular component: endosome; cytoplasm; trans-Golgi network. Bases 1241 to 3082 code for a protein of 613 amino acids. NCBI's taxonomy places the organism in Eukaryota, Viridiplantae, Streptophyta, Magnoliopsida, Rosales, Cannabaceae. Gene Ontology annotation, molecular function: methyltransferase activity. The record is from RefSeq and is a predicted model, not a curated record. The transcript is spliced from 6 exons.
AAAAAACAAAAAAAACUAAAAAGAGUUGAACCAAGCGAGAGUUCCAGGAAAAAAAAAAAAGAAAAGAGAUUAAGGAGAGACAUGGACGAUGAAGAGGUCUCUGUUUUCUCGGACUCUCCGUACCGUGUUUUGACAUCUUUAUUGUUAUUUAUUCAACAAAAUCUACACCCAAUAAUAUCACUAAUUACAACAUCAUCAUCAUUAUUAUUUAUUGUUAACAUCACCCUCUUAUGCCAAUUCAUCAUUUUUCUUAAGUUUUCUUCGUAACCCAUAUUUGUUUUUAUUCUUACAAUAACUUCAAUCACAUCAGUUCAAAAUUAAAAUGAUAAUUUUAUGAUAGCCCCACCUCUUUUUCUUUCAAUGAUGAUGAAGAAUAUACAUUGAGUUUUUUAUUUUCUAAUUCUUGGUUCUUCCAUACACGAUUCUUCAUUUGCGGUCUAUCAUUCCGAAGGUUCGUAAUUUCUUUUUUAUUCUAUUUAUUUUUUCUUGUGGUGAUUAAUUUAAUCUUUCAGAUCUGUAAUCUUAUUCUUUUCGUAGUUUCUGAUUUUUGUUUAUUUCUUCCUAGAUAAAUAAAUAGAAUCUUCAAACUGUACGGAUAUAUAUGUUUUUGGGGGGAAAUGUGGGAUUCCCAGAUUUAAAUGGUUAUGUAUAUAUUUUCUUUUUGAAAGUAUUGAAUGGUUAUAUUUUUUGGGCUUAGCUGAGAGUUUCAUGGAAUUUUGUAUAAUGAUAAUCUUCAAUCGUUCAUUUUUGUUAUAUUAUUUUUUCCCUUAUAUUUUAUAAAAUAACCUUUUUCAAAUGUUUAACAUUUAAUCAUGCAAAUUAUUGUCUCUUUUUAUAUUUUUCGAAACCAUUUUAAUUUGAAAUUUUAAAAUCUGUGUAAUAAUUCAUUUUGAAAGGAAAUAUUUGUAAUAAUAAUUCAAUUCUAGCAUAUUAUGAUAUCUGGGAAUCUAAAGCUCUACAUUUGACCCAAAUCUUUUUGAAUUGACAUUUUCUAUCUUGUAUGUAAUGUAUUGAAAAAUUAAACUUUCUCUUCCUAUUACAAUCUUAAACAAAAACAAAGGCUUUUAAUUGUGGGAGUUUACAUUUGAUUACUACUCAAUCAAAGGGUAGAAUUGCUUUUGUGUUGACUUGAUUAGUUUAGAGAAUAUAUGAAUAUGGAAAAGAAAAAAAAAUAGCAUGAGAUUAAUAAUUUUGUUUAAACUAUAAUUUGUCUGCGAAAACUAAAAAAAUCAGGCGAAUCAUGGCGAAAAAAGGGAACUUAGGAGAAAAUAAAAGCAGAAGUCCCAUGUCGCUUUUCAUUAUAGCUGGUGUGUGUUGCUUCUUCUACAUAUUGGGUGCCUGGCAGCGAAGUGGUUUCGGAAAGGGAGAUAGAAUUGCUGAUUUGGUUAAUAGACAAACAGAUUGCAGCAUUCUUUCGAAUCUCAACUAUGAGACUCAUCAUGGUAAUGGUAUUGGGAUGGAUGAUUCUAAAGAAAUCAGUGAGUUCAAGCCGUGUGGCGAUGAGUACAUCGACUAUACUCCUUGUCAUGAUCAAAAUCGAGCCAUGAAGUUUCCACGAGAAAAUAUGACUUACAGGGAAAGGCAUUGCCCACCUGCAGAAGAGAAACUGCAUUGUCUUGUUCCAGCACCUGUUGGAUAUGUGACACCAUUUCCUUGGCCAAAAAGUCGUGAUUAUGUGCCUUUUGCUAAUGCACCUUAUAAAAGCUUGACUGUUGAGAAAGCUGUUCAGAACUGGAUUCAAUUUGAGGGAAAUGUGUUUAAGUUCCCUGGUGGAGGUACGCAGUUUCCCGAGGGAGCAGAUGCCUAUAUCAGUGAACUUGCAACUGUAGUCCCAUUGGACAGUGGCAUGGUGAGAACUGCAUUGGAUACUGGCUGUGGGGUUGCAAGUUGGGGUGCAUACCUGCUAAAAAAGAACGUUAUUGCCAUGUCAUUUGCACCAAGAGACUCUCAUGAAGCACAAGUACAGUUUGCACUGGAAAGAGGUGUGCCAGCAGUGAUUGGUGUCCUGGGAACUAUAAAGUUGCCAUAUCCUUCAAACGCCUUUGACAUGGCCCACUGUUCUCGGUGCUUGAUUCCAUGGGGUGCAAAUGGUGGGAUGUACAUGAUGGAAGUAGACAGAGUUCUUAGACCUGGUGGUUAUUGGGUUCUGUCUGGUCCUCCCAUCAACUGGAGUAAAAGUUUUAAAUCGUGGAAAAGACCUGCACAAGAGCUUGAAGAGGAACAGAGAAAGAUUGAAGAGUAUGCCAAGCUUCUAUGCUGGGAAAAAAAACACGAGAGUGGUGAAAUUGCAAUAUGGAGGAAAAGAAAAAACAAUGACAGUUGCCGGAAUCAAGCUACUCAAGCUAUUAUGUGUGAAACCACUAAAGAUGAUAGUGUUUGGAACAAGAAGAUGGAGGCAUGCAUAACACCUUAUCCUGAGUUAAGUGAAUUGGAUAAGGUUGCUGGUGGGGAAUGGCAACCAUAUCCUGAGAGACUUAAGGCCAUACCAUUCAGAAUAUCCAGUGGAUCAGUACCUGGAGUAUCUGCUGAGACAUACCAGAAGGACAUCCGAUUGUGGAAGAAACAUGUUAGUGCUUAUAAGAGAAUCAACAAGCUUAUAGAUUCUGGCAGAUAUCGCAAUAUCAUGGACAUGAAUGCUGAUCUGGGAAGUUUUGCUGCCGCUUUAGAUUCUCCUAAACUGUGGGUCAUGAAUGUCAUGCCUACAAUAGCUGAGAAAGAUACUCUUGGCGUUAUUUAUGAGCGUGGAUUGAUUGGCAUAUACCAUGACUGGUGUGAAGCCUUUUCCACAUAUCCAAGGACAUAUGACCUUAUUCAUGCAAAUGGUGUUUUCAGCUUAUACAAGAGCAAGUGUGAUCCGACUGAUAUACUUUUAGAAAUGGAUCGAAUCCUGAGGCCUGAAGGGGCGGUAAUAUUCCGUGACCAAGAGGAUGUUUUAUUCAAGGUGAGGAAAAUCGUAAGAGGAAUGAGGUGGAAUACGAAAAUGGUGGAUCACGAGGAUGGUCCACUUGUUUCCGAGAAGAUAUUGGUUGCUGUGAAGAAGUACUGGGUUGCAGGUGAAAACAAUACAACAUCAUCACAGUGAAAAAGAAAAGAAAAAUAAGAUAUUGAGUUGGCGUCCGGGCUGGUCAGAAGCCAAGGGACGUUGUUUUUUGCAGCAUUUUUGUUUUUUCUUCUGACAAUUUCCUAUGCGUCUCUAGUAAAUAUAGAUUUACUUGUAUCAAUUACUCUUACAGCCUAUAACACUGCUAUUAACCUUUAAAGUCGUAAAAGAAGAUUCUAUUGUUAUUCUUUUUACUAA